Molecule: messenger RNA, 944 nt
Organism: Heterotrigona itama
Lineage: Eukaryota; Metazoa; Arthropoda; Insecta; Hymenoptera; Apidae
Source: the annotation of a GenBank genome assembly
GCAGUGAGCGCGGGCGCGAGAUUGGCUAUCGAAGAGUGUCAACACCAGUUUCGGUCAGCCAGAUGGAACUGCUCCAUCAGCUCGGAAAAUCCGGACAAUAUUUUCGGUGGCGUGAUGCUAGUCAAAUGGAAGAAACUUGUGCUACAAUGGAGAAAUUCCGGUGCAUCUUUACAGAUAGUCGCGAAGCAGCGUUCGUUUACGCAAUAUCGGCAGCAGGGGUUGCUUACAGCGUCACCAGAGCCUGUUCCAGGGGCGAACUCACCGAUUGCUCUUGCGACAACCGAGUCAGAACACGCCACCCGAAUAAUUGGCAAUGGGGCGGCUGCAGCGAGGACAUCCAUUUCGGAGAGAAGUUCUCGCGAGAGUGGUCCGACAGUGGCGAGGAACCCGUGAAGGAGGGUGUGCUUCACGGACCAAAAGGGCUGGCUGGCCAGCUGAUGAGGAAGCACGAUAGUGAAGCUGGCAGGCGCGCGGUCCGCUCAAGAAUGCAACGUGUGUGCAAGUGUCACGGUAUGUCCGGAUCAUGCAGCGUACGCGUGUGUUGGAGAAGACUUCCAGCAUUCAGAGUAGCUGGAGCAGCUUUAGCUGCGUUACACGAAGGCGCAGCGUUAGUUCGAUUGGCACAACGUGGAGGAAGAAGACCAGCGAGAUUAAGGCCUGCUCGUCCGGAUCUCAAACGACCUAAUAAAACGGACCUAGUGUACCUUGAAGAUAGUCCUGACUACUGCGAGAAAAAUAUCACACUCGGUAUCCCCGGGACAAGAGGAAGGAUAUGCAAUCGGACGUCCCUCGGUUUGGACGGAUGUCGGUUACUAUGCUGCGGUCGAGGCUACCAGACGAGAGUCCGGGACGUGACCGAGAAGUGCAACUGUCGAUUCGUCUGGUGUUGUCAUGUGAAAUGUGAGCUGUGUCGACACACACGAGAAGAGCACGUGUGCAAUUAG